Molecule: messenger RNA, 766 nt
Organism: Radiomyces spectabilis
Lineage: Eukaryota; Fungi; Mucoromycota; Mucoromycetes; Mucorales; Radiomycetaceae
Exons: 4
Coding region: 82-663 (193 amino acids)
Biological process (GO): cytoskeleton-dependent cytokinesis
Cellular component (GO): dynactin complex
Source: RefSeq, a predicted model, not a curated record
UCUUUUGCAUAGCAGGAUUUCUCUUUUGGCUUUCCAUUGGCAUUUUCUCCAUCACUCUUUCUCAACACCUUGGCGUAAUCAAUGGAUGAGCACGGAUUUGUAGCUAGACUUCGUCAUUUGGAGCAUAUUCUUGUCGGUCAACAAGUCUCGCAUCUUUCUCGUGAUACACAACUGACACUAUUAAAACGAGUGCAUGCUCUGAAAAGCGAACUGAACAAUGUUUACAAAAACAACAAAACCCUCCAAGCAUUUAUGGACAAAUAUGACGCACAUGCGAAGCUGCUAAAUCCCAACGAAUCAUCGCUCGCCAUGGAACACGCUCUAUUAACACCCGAAACAAAACUCGAACUCGUGCUGGCAGCUCAGGAUGAGUUGGAAACGUUUGCGGCAGAUAUCAAACAAGUGAAGUCACUGGAACAUGUCGUGAGCGGAACGGAAUUCGAAGUGGUGGAGAAACAGGGCGCUGAACUAUCUUGUUUGGAAGUCGCACACGCAGAACAAGCCAAACAACUUGCCAUCACCACUCAAAAACUUUCCAGUACCAUGGAUACAUAUAACGGCGUCAUCAAUACCCUAUCCGAGAUUUUUAUUUCUUGGGAUGAUAUCCUGACGACGAUGGAAACACAUGUCGCGGCCCUGGAACGGCAGAAAGCAGCUGCAUAGACAGAAAGAAAAAGGCAGAUAACCCCAUUCACGAACAAUAAAGAAAAACACCCCUUUAGCGAUGUAGUUCCAUGGCAGCCCAACCGCCGGUUUCUUCAGCUUG